UACAUUUUUCGCCAAAAAUAAUAAUAAAAGUGAAAAAUUUUUUUUGUUAAUAUACGUUUAUUUGUUGUACAAAGGAGAAAAUGUUAUUAAACUGAUUGGCCGCCCCAGCAUUUUCGUGACCCCCGCUCCAAAUACAACAAAAUCAAACGGCCGCCAGCAACAACAAGGUGCAGUAAAUAUUCAGUGCGCUGCGCCUAUCGCCUUCUUUAACCGCCAAUCGCUCCUGCUCCUGCUCCUGCCCACUAACCAAGUCAAACCAAAAGAAGCGAUUACUCUCCAAGCGCCAGCGGAAGUGAAAUGAUAAAGUCCACCACGAAUCCACAGGAACAGCGUCUGCCACGCCCCGAGGAUCAGUCGCCAGCGCCGCCGCCGCCCCCCUCCUCAGCCACCACCUCCACCGCCGCCCCAGCCACGCCCACGCACCAAGUGGCCACAGUGAUAGCCAACAUGGACACCCUGAAGACCGCCUUUCUGCCCAAUCUCAGCAUGGACCCCAAUGUGCACGUGUCGCCGCACUAUUGUCCCAUGUGUCACCAGCAGUUCGAGCGGCCGCAGCACGUCGCCGAUCACAUGCAGCUGUGCCACGGGAUCACGCUGAACGCCCAGGGAGCCAUCGCCACGCUGGACGGUGGCCAUCCGCAGGCACAGCAGCACCCGCACCCCAAGCUCACCCACCCCUGCUUCAAUUGUGAUGAAAAGUUUGGCAAUGCCGUCGAUCUGGACGAACACCAUCGGCUGGCCCAUCAGACGUCCGCCUUCCUGGCCCGCUGCCUCAUAUGCAGCAUCUAUGGCAUCCACUCGGCCACCCAGCAGCCCAACGAGUACAAAUGCACGCAGUGCGGCUCCAUUUGCACCACCGCCAUGCUGGCUGCCGGACAGCAGGGCUUUAUGGAACAGCAGGAGGCGGCGGUGACGCCCGACGAUCAGCUGCCGGCGAUGGCGCCCCGUGAUAUGAGACUGACGCCCGAGGAGCAGCACCACCAGCAGCAACUGCAGGCGGAGCACCACCAUCAACAACAGCACCAACAACAACAGCAGCAGCAGCAGGAACUGCUGGAGCAGCAGCAGCGUGAAAUGCAGGAGCAGGCGCAACAGCAGCAGGUGCACCAUCAUCAGCAGGAUCAGGAUCUCGCCGGCGACCAGGUGUCGCUGAAGGUGCCACCACUCACCGUCAAGCUAAACAAGAACGCCAACGGUGGCGCCAUUGUGGCCCAUCCGCAGGUCAUUAUCAAGGAGGAGCCACUCAGCCUGAGCGACAGUGGUGAUGUUGUCAACUCUGUGCCCGUCUAUGCCAUACAAGCCAAUCCCGGUGUACCCGCUCCGGCCAGUUCAGGUGUGCUAGUCGGCACGCAAACGGUGCCCGCCGAUCUGGCGCACAAGAUCCGGCACAAAUGUCCGGAUUGUCCAAAGACCUUCAAGACGCCCGGCACGCUGGCCAUGCACCGCAAGAUACACACAGGCGAAGCAGACGCCACGCCCAAAGAACGCCCCUACACGUGCUCCUACUGCGGCAAGUCCUUCACUCAAUCGAAUACACUAAAACAGCACACUCGCAUACAUACAGGUGAGAAACCAUUUAGAUGUGGCUAUUGUGGCAGGGCGUUCACUGUUAAGGAUUACCUGAACAAACAUUUAACGACUCACACGGGAGAGAAGCCGUUCCACUGCGGUUACUGCGAGAAGUCCUUCAGCGUGAAGGACUAUCUGACCAAGCACAUACGGACGCACACCGGCGAGAAGCCGUAUACCUGUCCGUACUGCGACAAGCGCUUCACGCAGCGGAGCGCCCUCACUGUGCACACGACUAAGCUGCAUCCGCUCUAGGGAAGGCCGGGCGGUGGCCGCCAGAUACCCGUUCCUGCCCCAGCCGCUCCUCCUCCUCAUCCUCCAAAUCCUUCUGGUCAUGGUGCGCCGCCGCCGUUGUCCGCCGACACGGAUACAGAUCCCAAGAAGCCAUCUGCGGCGGCUGCGGCAUCGGCUUAGGACGAACUGCAGCGGAAACGGGAUGAGCAACCCAAAAAUGAAAGACCAUUUCAAAGACGAGACACACUCACGUAGACGGGAGUUAUGCAACUGCAGCGGAUGCAACGACUGCAACCAACGACUGGCAAAUCUCUUCGCAGUGCUGCUAGAUUAAAUUACUAAAUUAGAUACAUACCUUCAUUUCGGUUAACACAGAAGCAGAUGCAGAAACAGAGUUGUACUAAAUUAGCAUACAGUUCGUAGAAUGUUUAAGUUAUUGCAAUCGAUUUUUGAUUCUUAUUACUAUUUGGUUAUGUAGAUGUUUUGCAAUUUUAUUUUUAUACACCUAUGUAUAUCGUAUAUAAUAUUUUGUUAUUCUAUGAGAUUUUAUAUGGUGACAUAGCGCCAACUCACUUACGCGCGGAGCUAUACAGACACACACACACACACCCAAAACUACACACAACACACAUCUAUUAUUUAUAAAGAGAGAGAAAUUAUUUUUACUUAUAUACUUUGUGGCAAUAUUAUUUUUAUUACUUCCUGAAAUUGUAAAUGUUACUGAAAGCAGCAAAACAAAAAAAAGGUAAACUCAUGUCUACGCGCAAAACUUAAAUUAUUUUUAUAAAUUAUACAUAUAUUUUAUUCGAACUCAAAACAACACAAAAUUAUUUAUUCUACGUAAAAAACGUUUUUCAAAAUUUCGACUCGUAGCGGAAAUGGCGAAGGACCAAUACGAAAUUUAGUCAUUUCUCAAUUAUUUGCACGCGAGCAGGAUCUCGUUUGUUUUGGCUUUAAAAAUUUAUUUACUUUUAAUUAACUAAAUGAUCUAAUCAUUUUAGCUUGUUUUUAUUGAUGAAUGUUAACCAUUGUUUAUUUUUUAAAUUAUUUAAGUUGAAAGCGCUGCUUUUGUUUGUUAAACUAAACUAAACUUAACAGUGAGAUUGUAUAAAACUAUAAAAAAAAAGGAAAAACGAAAAACAUAACUAAGAAAUUAAUUUUACAAAAUUUGCAUUUUUUAACGCAAGACAAAAAGUAUUUAAGGCAAAUUGAAAUGAGAAAUCUACGCUAAACGCAACACAGCUUUAUGCGCCAAACUAGAAGAUUAAACAAAUUUAACAUAACGAUCUACACAAUUGAUACUUUUGAUAAAAAGAAAGCUUCAAGUUGUUUUUGUAAUAUAUAUAAAUAUGGAUUGAUCAUUUUUACGAAUACUUAAACGCGUUUUUUAAACCAGCAAAUGAUAACUUGCAAGAGUUGUACGUACUAAAACCGACUAAAACUUAAACUAAAACUGUAGCAAAACCAAAACCAUGUACAUUUUUAUAACAUAGUGUUAUAUAAUUAUAAAGUAUGCAUAUAUAUAAACCUGUAUCUAAUAUUAAUGCAUAAUACACUCAAACAAAUUGUCUACCUAAUGGCACAUAGCACAGCAACAAACGAUGCGCAGCGCAUGUAAAACCAAAAUAAAUUCUAAGUACUAAACUAUUGUAAUUCUUUAAGUUUUAAAUAAACCGAGAAGAGUUGACGAUCAAAAGCAAACAGCAAAACGCUAAUGCAGCAAAAAAAACGCCUAACUAACCGCAACACUGAGAAAAACCAAUUAACUCUGCUGUAAGUGAUUACCAAUGAAUGAGUCAUGUUGAAUGCGAUACGUACUAAAUAGCGACUAACUAUUAGUAUUAGAUCUUAGCCACGAAUCCAAAAACGAAGCCAGACAACAGACACACAGAAACAGAGAAACAGAGAAACAGAAACACGAACAUGAGCAAGUGAGUAAUUAGAAAUAAAAUUGUAAAAUUUAUUAUUAUUAAAUAUAUAAAUAGAUAUUACGAUUAUAAAUGUAUGUACGUGCAAUCUAAAUUUACGUGACAAAAUCUAGCAAAUAUUCGAGCAAUAUUUCAAUUAAAACUAUAUGAAAAGGAAUUAUAUAUAUAAAAAAUAAAGUCCAACCAUGUAGAAAGAUUA
Molecule: messenger RNA, 3930 nt
Organism: Drosophila sechellia
Lineage: Eukaryota; Metazoa; Arthropoda; Insecta; Diptera; Drosophilidae
Gene: Cf2
Product: Chorion factor 2
Exons: 4
Coding region: 298-1824 (508 amino acids)
Biological process (GO): embryo development; regulation of transcription by RNA polymerase II
Cellular component (GO): nucleus
Molecular function (GO): DNA-binding transcription factor activity, RNA polymerase II-specific; RNA polymerase II transcription regulatory region sequence-specific DNA binding
Source: RefSeq, a predicted model, not a curated record